UCUUGUGUGUUCAGUUUUAUUAACCUGUCAGUAGUAUUUACAAUCGGUCAAGGGCUAACGACAUAAAUAGCACGAAAAGAGGUUGAAAAUGCGUUAUAUGAGACAUUUUAGCAUGACGUUAUGUUUUUAAAAAUAACAGGACAGUAAAUGUUAAUGGGUGAUUUUUUCAUAUAAACAAUCAUUGGACGACAAAUUAAUAUCACAAUUAUAAUGGCAAAUGUGCUUGUUGAUUUGGAUGUUGAGAGUUUUGCUCCAGAAGUCCAUAAAGAAGACAAACCUGACUUUUCAUCAACAAGGAAACUGUACUCUUAUGUCAAGAAAAGGACGUUUGCAGCAUUUGUGGCUUCCAAGAAAUUUCCUCCAACCUGCGAAAACACCUCACCAGCUCUUUGGCUCUGUUGUGGACAGUCAUUCAAAGAGCCAACAUCAAUCCACAAACAUGUUUCCAACAGCCAUGCCAGAGAGAUUCACCAGCAGACCACUGAGACGCUGGACGUGAUGCUUCGGCAGGCUCACAGCGAGGACUCGAUGGAAGAGUCCAUUAAUGACGAAUCAACAGAUGUCUCAUCCUGGAUCCCUGAUACAAGCCAUGUUCAAGAGGAUGACCUUAUCAAGGGUCCAGGUGAAGUUCUGCUGUAUUACUGCUACUGCCGUUUAAAUGAUCCUCAGAUGAUUUGUCAGUGGCAGAAAGAGCUUUGUUCAAAAUUUCACAUGACAGGCAAGGUACGAGUAGCUACAGAGGGUAUCAAUGGUACAGUUGGUGGAACCAAAACCGCCACUAAUCUUUACGUCAAGGCAAUGCUGUCACAUCCAUCUUUCAAAAUAAUGCAAGUACAGGAUUUCAAGAAAAGUGUAGGAGGUGCAGAGUGUUUUUCUGAUCUGAAGGUUGGUGUUUACAAAGAAAUUGUCCCUAUGGGUGUAGAUCCCGAUAUCAUCUCCUACAGAUUGGCUGGAAUACACUUGGAACCAGAGGAAUUUCACAAAGAAGUGAAGGCGUUUGUGGAGAAUCAGUCCUCCAUUAGUGAUACGAUCCUGCUGGACUGCAGAAACUUCUAUGAGAGCAAAAUUGGUCAGUUCGAUCAGUGUUUGGCCCCCGACAUCCGGAAAUUCAGCUACUUCCCAGACUACGUGGAAAAGAAUUUGGAUCUCUUUCGGGACAAAAAGGUUCUGAUGUACUGUACAGGGGGCAUCCGCUGUGAACGGGGCUCGGCCUAUCUCAGAUCAAAAAACAUAUGCAAGGAGGUUUACCAGCUGAAGGGAGGCAUUCACAAAUACCUUGAGCAGUUCCCCGACGGCUUCUACCGCGGUAAACUCUUUGUGUUUGAUGAACGUUAUGCCAUCGCAUUCAAUGAGGACAUCAUCUCAGAGUGCAGAUAUUGCAGUUGCCCGUGGGAUCGAUAUCAGCUUUGCUCCACAGACUUCUGCUGUCAGCUGGUGCUGUCGUGUGCCACCUGUAGAGAGAGAGGGCUGACGGCCUGCUGUCCUGUAUGCCAAGCCAAAGAGCAAAACCACAGUGACGUCUCCUCUGAUGGGCUUCCUCGUCGAGAGGAGUGCGAAUGCACAAUGUCACGACCCAGAAUCCCCAAAGAUACACUAUGACAAACUCGAUGAGUUGAAAAUCAUCUCAGAUGGCCUUUAACUGUGUGAUUUUUAAGAAAUCUAAUCAUGCUUUUUUAAUAACUUGAAACUGUUGUACCAAUUCAGUAUUGCUUUUAAAACUGGACGCAAUGCAAAUCUUCAAUUUUUCUGCAUUCUUAAUUUUAUUUGACAUUCAAAAAUCAUACAUAUAUAAAUGGGACGGGUUAAUUUGUCCAACAGUAAUCGGGUCAUUCAACUCAAACUAUACACAGACA
This is a messenger RNA of Rhinichthys klamathensis goyatoka, 1853 nucleotides long. RefSeq names its product thiosulfate sulfurtransferase/rhodanese-like domain-containing protein 2. NCBI's taxonomy places the organism in Eukaryota, Metazoa, Chordata, Actinopteri, Cypriniformes, Leuciscidae. The record is from RefSeq and is a predicted model, not a curated record. The transcript is spliced from 9 exons. Bases 211 to 1599 code for a protein of 462 amino acids.